AUGGCUGAUAGUCCAGCUCUGAGCGACCCAUACACAGAUACAUUGCUAUCACCACUCACCUCUUUAUCCACAGCUUCGUUUGGAACUUUCACCAGCUUCGAUUCUCUGACUUCAUCAGGUUGCGGAACCCCGAGUCCCACUUCCAGCACCGCGGCACGCCCCGAUCUAGGUGGUCGAAGCAUCAUCUUUCAGGUUGUACCCGAUACGAACUUCGAGAAACGAGGCUUGUCAAAGAGGGCUCUCGGUGGCUUCGUAGGAGGCGGAGGUACAGUCAACCCUGAUAUCUGCGAUGACGCCAUUGCCUUCAACCUGGUCUCGGGACAACUUCUUGACAACAACCUGCCUAUCUACUACAGUGGUCAAGCUUUCAGUUCAUUUAGUGCUCAGGGGCAAUCCCCAGAUGGCGCUGUGACUACCACUUUUCAGAAUGUCGGGGGCAAACUGGCCUUCAUAAACGCUUCCCUGCCGAAUGGGCAAGCAGGCUUCUGCCAGGAUCCCACCACUGUAAAAGUGUACAUCACACUCUCCGAUACACCCGAGAAUUGUACACCAGUGUCAAUUUCCGUUUUUACAGGCGAUUCUUCGUCUGCUAUUUCCCAGACAAUUCUUCCCGAGGAUCCUUCCUUUAUUGAUAACACAGAGUCGGCAACGGAGCGAAAUAUCCCAACAACUUCCAACAGUUACCUCUCCACCACAGAUUCUGUCCCGACAAGAUCAACGCUCCAAGAAGCUUCCUCUAUUGAUACAUUGCUCGUCGAUUCAUCCACUGAAACAUAUUCAGCCAGCACCAAAUUCCCGACUUCUGGCCUAUCUACUUCAGACUCUUCUGGAGACUUCACCGACGCUUCUUUCUCCAGCGAGCUUUUUCUUGAAUCGUUUUCAACACUAGAGAUCACUUCCGCAGACGUAUUCACAGAUACAGAACUCUCCUCAUCCCUUGUUCCUUCUUCUGAUACGUCUUUCACGGAAUCUUCGCCAACUACAGCCUCCUCGGAUCCGACUAUCGAGUACUCGACAGACCUCGUGGAGUCAUCUUCCAGUGAGACGACAGAGUCGACCGAGGCCGCCAGUUCUCCAAGCGAUAUCGACACCACUACUAGUGUUGAUACAACGACUAGUAUCGGAACUACCACUGAAAUCGGUGUAACCACCACAACCGUCCCCGACAUCCCAACGACAAUCAUUGAAGAGCCCUUCUAG
This is a messenger RNA of Fusarium vanettenii 77-13-4, 1200 nucleotides long. RefSeq lists its product as uncharacterized. The transcript has 3 exons. The coding region runs from base 1 to 1200 and encodes 399 amino acids. NCBI's taxonomy places the organism in Eukaryota, Fungi, Ascomycota, Sordariomycetes, Hypocreales, Nectriaceae. The record is from RefSeq and is a predicted model, not a curated record.